ACCGACGGCCGCCGCCAUAUUGCGGACCUGUCAGCGGACGCGGCGCUGGCGCGUCCCCGGCAGCGAAGAUAGCAGCACCAGCGAGGCCCUGACGGAGAGGAGGAGUAGGGACGGGAGCGAGAGCGCGCACGGGUGCGCGCCUCAGCCACGCUCGGAGCGGCCCUGCAGCGCCUCCUGGCCGGCUGCGGAGGGGGCUGCGCGGGCGCCGUGGUGGUGCGUGUGUGGCGUGGCUCCCCGUCUCCCACCUCCGGCCCCGCUGCCGCUUGGGACCCAAACCGCUUUCCUGGAAGCAGAGAAGAAGAGGAAGAGGAAAGUGAAGAGCUCGCCGCCCCCGGGCUGCCUCAGCCUCCGCAGCCGCCAGGUGAGGGAGAAAAGCGGGCUACUUUUGGCCGACCCCGGCGGUGCUGCUUUGCCAGGCCUCGCCCUUUCCUACUCGCGCUCCCUCGCUUAAUCUUCACGCCUCACACCUGGGAGAAGAAGCUGAGGGAAGACCACCCCCGUGGUACCUUGACUUAUGAAGAUGAUCCGUUCCGCGGCCGUCUUUGUAAGUUGAGGUUUUCGGUUCUUGAAGCGCUGCUUCGGCGCAUGCGCAUGCAGCUCUACGCAGGCGCAGAACGCACGCGCCGACCACGCAUGGAGAAAAGAAUUCCAGGGGUUGUCGACUUCGGAAGUCGAAACCUUCGGAAGUCGAAGCGUUCGGUUGUCGAGAAAAGUACAAAGAUUGUGGUACAGCAGAUGAUUUAACUGAACCAGAAACACAGAAAAGGAGGGAAAAUGCCGAAACCAAUUAAUGUAAGAGUCACCACAAUGGAUGCAGAGCUGGAGUUUGCCAUCCAGCCCAACACAACAGGAAAACAGCUUUUUGAUCAGGUUGUAAAAACAGUUGGCCUACGGGAAGUUUGGUUUUUUGGACUACAGUAUGUAGACAGCAAAGGAUACACAACUUGGUUGAAGUUGAACAAAAAGGUAACACAGCAAGAUGUAAGGAAAGAAAAUCCUUUUCAGUUCAAAUUCAGGGCAAAGUUUUUUCCUGAGGAUGUGUCUGAAGAGUUGAUUCAAGAAAUAACCCAGAGACUGUUCUUUCUGCAAGUAAAAGAAGCCAUCUUAAAUGAUGAAAUCUAUUGUCCUCCUGAAACUGCUGUUCUGCUAGCUUCUUAUGCUGUUCAAGCCAAGUAUGGAGAUUACAAUAAAGAGAUACAUAAGCUAGGAUAUUUGGCCAAUGACAGACUUCUUCCUCAGCGCGUUUUGGAACAGCAUAAAUUGACAAAAGAGCAGUGGGAAGAAAGAAUACAAAAUUGGCAUGAAGAACACAGAGGGAUGUUAAGGGAAGAUUCUAUGAUGGAGUACCUCAAAAUUGCACAAGAUUUGGAAAUGUAUGGAGUCAACUAUUUCGAAAUAAAGAACAAAAAGGGAACUGAAUUAUGGCUUGGUGUCGAUGCUUUGGGUUUAAAUAUUUAUGAACAUGAUGAUAAGUUGACUCCCAAGAUCGGCUUUCCUUGGAGUGAAAUCAGAAAUAUUUCAUUCAAUGACAAAAAGUUUGUGAUAAAACCCAUCGACAAAAAGGCACCUGAUUUUGUGUUUUAUGCACCACGUCUGAGAAUUAAUAAGCGGAUAUUGGCACUGUGUAUGGGAAAUCAUGAGCUGUACAUGAGGAGGAGAAAGCCAGAUACAAUUGAAGUUCAACAGAUGAAGGCCCAGGCUAGGGAAGAAAAACACCAAAAACAGAUGGAGAGGGCACAACUAGAAAAUGAAAAAAGGAAAAGGGAAAUAGCAGAAAAAGAGAAGGAAAGAAUAGAGCGUGAAAAGGAAGAGUUGAUGGAACGGCUAAGACAAAUUGAAGAACAGACAAUGAAGGCCCAAAAAGAAUUGGAAGAGCAGACGAGAAGAGCCCUAGAGCUGGAUCAAGAAAGGAAGAAAGCAAAAGAGGAAGCAGAGCGCCUGGAAAAGGAUCGGAGAGCUGCAGAAGAGGCAAAAGCUGCUCUGGCGAAACAGGCUGCUGACCAAAUGAAAAAUCAGGAGCAGCUGGCGGCAGAACUUGCAGAAUUCACAGCUAAGAUUGCACUUUUGGAGGAGGCCAAGAAGAAGAAAGAAGAAGAAGCUUCAGAAUGGCAGCACAAAGCCUUUGCAGCCCAAGAAGAUCUGGAAAAGACCAAAGAAGAGCUGAAGACUGUGAUGUCUGCUCCUCCUCCGCCACCUCCUCCGCCUCCCCCUGUAAUUCCUCCCACAGAAAAUGAACAUGAUGAACAGGAUGAGAAUAAUGCAGAGGCCAGUGCUGAAUUGGCUUCUGAUGGCGUUGUGAAUCACAGGAGCGAGGAAGAGCGUGUAACAGAAACGCAGAAGAAUGAACGUGUAAAGAAACAGCUCCAGGCCCUGAGUUCCGAGCUGGCCCAAGCCAGAGAUGACACCAAGAAGACCCAGAACGAUGUCCUUCAUGCGGAGAACGUUAAAGCUGGCCGCGAUAAAUACAAGACUCUUCGACAGAUCCGGCAAGGCAAUACGAAGCAGCGCAUUGAUGAAUUUGAAGCAAUGUGAGAGCUGUUACUUUGCAUAUAUGUUCUUCAUUAAGCUUGAACCACCAGCAGAGAAAUGCAGACCUUUCUGAAAGGAACACACCCCACCUUGCCAAAGCAUUUAUACCAGUUUGUGGUUAAAACUCAUUUCAUGAAAGCCGUUCAACAAUAAGGCAGCCUGUCCGCUCUGGCUCUCUGGGAGAGGUGGUGGCCACAUCUCCAUGAUCUCAUAUCACGUGUUGUUGUUUUUUAUUCUUUGUCCUCUGGAGGACUAGCUCCAUCUUAUACUGACAAAGCUGUUAACCUAAACAGGAAUGAUUUGAAAGAACACUAGCUUUUACUUUAUAACUGGCCACAGUUUUUGGCAUGGGUGCACUUUGGAUUUUUCUUUUCUUUUUUUCAUUUUAGUGAAUUUGCAAGAACUUGCUUAAUUUAUCAGGGGUUUAGGGGUGUUGUUUUUCUUCUGUUAGGCGGAGUUCUUUGGUGUUUCACGUCCUAUCAUCAUUGAUGGUUUUCUUUGCCUGCCUGUUCACAAAGGUCUAGAUUUUUAAAAAGUGGAACAUUAACCGGUAGAAAGUUUUUGCUUAUAGGUCUGUUUUACUGAAGUCUUCAGUUCUUCAGACAAAAGUAGGAAAAAUGAAACACUCUUUAAGGCAGGGAUAGGUAACCUUUGGCCCUCCAGAUGAACUACAACUCUCAUCAGCCCCAGCAAGCAUGGCUAGGAAAGAUGGGAGCUGUGUAGUUCAGUAACAGCUAGAGGGCAAGGUCCUCCACCCCUGCCUGCUCUGGGUUCUCCUUCCCUUGCAUUUUGUUAGCUGUCAUAUGAAUUACAAUGUGGGAAACCUGGACCUUUCUGGCAAGGGAGCAUAUGAAAACAUCAGCCCCACGGAGGGGACAAUAGCCUACCUCACUACGAUAUGCAUGAUGACUGGUCUUUCAAACACCAUAUAGAAAUGCAAACUGCAUUAUGCUAGUUUUCUGCAUAGCUAAACACUACACCUUUACUCUUUAAAUAUUUUGUUCUGUUGCAGCAUAGAUUUGUAGUAUUCAAACAGUGUUCAGCUGCCUUUUUGUUGAGUAAAAUUCUGCACCAUGUAUCUUCCAUUUUUUUAUUUUUUAUUAAAGUAACCUGGAACUGGUAUACGAUCCACUGAGAGGGUGUGAAACAUUUGAGCAUGUUUUCUGGGUCUUGGGUUCCUUUGUACUAAAUUAACGUUGCUCUGAGGCUAAUUUCUUAAAGAAGUCUGCAUAAAACAAUGCUGCCUUGUACUUGCUUUGGGGGCCCACUUGCACAUCAAGGUUGUUCCUUCCAUGAUAACUGAAGGUGCAAGGGACUUGCAGGGAGUCCAGUCACAGGAAUUGUGGCAGAACAGGGGCAAAUGAGUUGUAUGAACAAAACUUUAGGCUGAUUUUCAGCAUACAGUCAGAUAAUAUUGAAUGUAUGUUUAGAACCACCGCUGAAUCACCCUUAUCUAACGCUCUUUGGGAUGACUAAUUGGCAUGUGUUGAGUUUUGAGGACCAUGUUUAUGAAUCUGAAACUACGCACCAUUUUUAUAACUUUAAUUAGUAGUUGGGAGAAAGAAGCCCUGCUUUCUCUGAGGAUGGUUCAGCUAACCUUUUGGUAUUAUGCACUCAAAAUUUACACUUCCCUAUUAAAAUUGCCAUUUUAUUAAAUAUCCUUUAAUAAGGAUUACUUAUUGAACCUUCUUGAAGGUUGUCCCCCACCCCACCCUUAAAUUUAAGAGAGAUCUUGGAGAGAGGACAUAAUGAAAGGGACACAGACACACUGGUAGCUGAUUUUCCUUGCACGGGUGUGCAAAAGCUGUGCACAUGCUCAAAUGUUUGCCCUGGGCACUUUUGCUUGCAGUCAGAGAAAUUGGGCAGAUGCCUUGCACAUUUUCAUGCAGCAAAUCAUGAGACCUAUAUGUCCAAAGUGUUCAAAAUUAUUAUGUCCAAAAAAUUAUUUUGCCAUAGCAAAUGGAAUGCAGUGUAUGGCUCUUCCCUGAAUUGUGUGUUCAUGCAUUGACAAUGCCAGACUAUCAGUGUAAGGGGGGGGAAAUACGAGUUAGAUUUGCUGUUCAUAAUAUACAAUGUAUAGAUUAGAGUUUAAAAUGGAUCUAAUCCAUAUAUAAAACUGUGUGACUUUUUUCUAAGCAACCAGGAAUUAACAUCUGUAAUCAGGUUUUUAACUGUGAACGAAGUGAUGGUGAUGGUUGUCACCAAUUGCUGAGGAAACACAUAUUGAUGCAGAGGCAUUAAGAAAAUAACUUGGUGAAGGAAUUUUCAACACGCUUCCCCUCUUCUUCCCCUCCCCUCCUUAGCAUCUUUUGUGUUGUAAAAUUAAGCUACAGUUAAUGACAUCUAUUAUUUUGGAUAACAUUCAUUGGCUAACAAUAAAGAGACUACAGUUCA
Molecule: messenger RNA, 4923 nt
Organism: Zootoca vivipara (common lizard)
Lineage: Eukaryota; Metazoa; Chordata; Lepidosauria; Squamata; Lacertidae
Gene: RDX
Product: radixin
Cellular component (GO): cytoskeleton
Molecular function (GO): actin binding
Source: RefSeq, a predicted model, not a curated record